Messenger RNA from Racocetra persica, 173 nucleotides. Lineage: Eukaryota; Fungi; Glomeromycota; Glomeromycetes; Diversisporales; Gigasporaceae. The record is from the annotation of a GenBank genome assembly.
AUGAAUAACAAACCUUUAAGUAAAAGUUGGAAUAUGUCUAAAUUAAAUCUUGCAAAACAACUUUAUAACGAAGAAAAAUACAAAUCAGCUUAUGAUCUCUUUGAACAACUUACUUGCCAAAAACAAGAAAACAAUACACAUAAAGAGGGCAUUGAAAUAUAUGGCACUGCCAU